AUGGCAGCAGAGAAGGAGGUGAAGCCCCAUGAAGGACAUAAGCCUUUGGUAAUGGAUAAUGAAUCAAAAGAAGAAGAACCAAAGGAAAUGGUGAAGCCUCCAGUACGAUCAUUUUGGAGGAGAAAGUGGACAACCUUAGACAAACGUGUUGCUUAUAUCAUUUCAUUUGUGCAUCUGCUUUGUAUUUUUGCACCAUUUCAAUUCAAUUGGUCAGCAUUUCGAGUCGCAGUUGCAUUAAAAGUCAUCACAGGUCUCUUUGGAAUGACUAUAUCCUAUCAUAGAAAUCUUGCUCACAAAAGUUUUCAACUUCCAAAAUGGCUCGAAUAUUUAUUUGCUUAUUGUGGGGUUCAUGCUCUUCAGGGUGAUCCAAUCGACUGGGUGAGUACGCAUCGAUGCCACCAUCAAUUCGUUGAUACGGAAAAAGACCCGCAUAGCCCCAUUAAUGGAUUUUGGAUUAGUCACAUGAUGUGGCUUUUUGAUUCCUACACUUUAACCAACAAAGUUUGUCCAAAGUAUUCUAGUGAUCUUAAAAAGAUAGAGAGAAACAUGUUUGUGAUUUUUACAAAGCAUGGGAAACCCGACAACGUUGGUGAUUUGGAGAAACAAAGGUUUUAUAGAUUUAUUCACAAAACAUAUAUGCUUCAUCAUCUUACUCUUGCAAUCAUACUCUAUAACGUUGGAGGACUUCCUUUUUUUAUAUGGGGAAUGUGUGUGAGAAUCGUAGUAGUUUUCCAUUCUACAUUUAUGGUGAAUUCAGUAUGCCAUAUAUGGGGAAAGCAACCAUGGAGAACUGGAGAUUUGUCAAGAAACAAUUGGUUGGUGGGUUUGACUUCAUUUGGAGAAGGAUGGCACAAUAACCACCAUGCCUUUAGUUAUUCAGCUAGGCUUGGGCUUGAAUGGUGGCAACUUGAUGCUGGGUGGUAUGUUAUCAAGUUCUUACAAGUCAUUGGAUUGGCCACUAAUGUAAAAUUACCCUCUCCAUCCCACAUGCAAAACCUAGCUGUGGAUCAUAAACCAAAGGAAAAACUUUUCUAAAUUGAUAUUCGUCAUUCAAGAUAGUCUUAUAUGCUUCUACAAAAUUGUUUUGGAAUGCGGAGAAGAUCAAAUGAUGUCUGUAAUCUUCCAUGGUUAUUUGAAGGAUGCUUGAUCUUACGUUGCCAGCUGAUGUUAUGGUUGGAUUGUCUAAGUUGUUUGAACUAUUAGGACAUUUGGUUAAGAAAAACUAUGGAAAGUGUUUAGUUUUUGUUGGAGUAAUAAAAUUAGCGUUAUUUUUCUACUUUUGAAAUACCAUAAUUGAUUAACACUAAUGAUUUGUGAAUA
Messenger RNA from Cucumis melo (muskmelon), 1320 nucleotides. RefSeq names its product palmitoyl-monogalactosyldiacylglycerol delta-7 desaturase, chloroplastic-like. Gene Ontology annotation, molecular function: oxidoreductase activity, acting on paired donors, with oxidation of a pair of donors resulting in the reduction of molecular oxygen to two molecules of water. Lineage: Eukaryota; Viridiplantae; Streptophyta; Magnoliopsida; Cucurbitales; Cucurbitaceae. Gene Ontology annotation, cellular component: endoplasmic reticulum membrane. Gene Ontology annotation, biological process: lipid metabolic process. The coding region runs from base 1 to 1035 and encodes 344 amino acids. The transcript has 4 exons. The record is from RefSeq and is a predicted model, not a curated record.